This is a messenger RNA of Trematosphaeria pertusa, 1210 nucleotides long. RefSeq lists its product as uncharacterized. Lineage: Eukaryota; Fungi; Ascomycota; Dothideomycetes; Pleosporales; Trematosphaeriaceae. The transcript has a single exon. The record is from RefSeq and is a predicted model, not a curated record. Bases 63 to 809 code for a protein of 248 amino acids.
ACACCGAAACUCCACAAUGGCUUGGUAUGGUAUCGUUCCCCGUCCGGCCUGAAUCGACCGAUAUGUCCCAGCCCGAUGUGUCUCGCUUUGGCAUGGAGUUGGAGCUCCUCGGGGCCAUGUAUCCGGAUCAGAUCGGCUUCAAUUCUAAGCGCCGCGAGCUAAAGUUCACCGAUCGCUCCGCUGUUCUCCAGCUCCGCAUCCCAGAGCUCUACCCCGAAGUCGGCUCUCCGGACAUUGUAUCUGCAAGAGACGCAACGAAGAACGACGUGCGAGAUCGCACAAAGGCAGGAAUCCGGACGCUAAGGCUGGCAGAGGGAGAGGAAGCACUCGACGCAAUCAUCGCAUGCUUCCAGCGCAUCAUAAAAGACACUAACGACACCACCACUACCCACACAGGCACAGACAGUUCCACCAUCGCAUCUACCUCCUCCUCCUCCGCCCCCGAGCCCGGCAAAACCGUCGUAAUCUGGCUCCACCACCUCCUCGCCCUCUCCAAACGCAAGCUUGCGCUCUCGCACCCCUCGCUCUCUGGCGUCACGAAGCCCGGCUACCCAGGUGUCAUGGUCUUCUCAGGGACCGCGCCCGCCGUCGCCGGGCAUGUUAAUACGCUGAAGGCGGAGAACUGGCAGGCGUUCCAGGUGCGGUAUGAGGGCGAUGAGCGGUGGAAGUUUGCGCAUGGAGAGGGGAUUAGGGAGGUGGAGAGUAUGGCGGAGGUAGUUAAGGAUGUUGAGGGAGGGGAUGCGGAGGCGGGUGCGGAGGGAGGCGCGAGAAGGAAGGAGGAGUUUUUGAGGGCUGUGGGGAUUAAGUGAGGGGCGGCGGAGGCGGAGGUUGAUUGGGAUACCGGGAGGUGUUUCGAGCAAGGAGCGGACCGGCGGCAAAGGUACCCGCCGGGACGCUAGGCGCAGGCAUCUAUCUAUAUGCUCAAAGACGCGCCGAAGAUGACGGAGAGAGGGAUGCCGUGUGCUGACCGCAGCUGCGGUCCGCUGGGAAUACAUCUUAUUGGGCUCCCACUGAGAUUGCUCUCUAGGUGAGACGCUGCAUCGAUAUGCAUCGCUUUUGGUACCACAGUACAGCGUGCGGAAGCAUCCUACACCUUCCUAAAUACCCAGUGAAGGUUUCAGAGCGUGUUAGAUAGGCCUUGAAACGACGAGCGGGUUCUUUUAGCAAAAGGAACAUCCUUCAUGCGUUCGUGCUCUUUGACCGCUCGCCG